This is a messenger RNA of Trichoderma virens Gv29-8, 708 nucleotides long. RefSeq lists its product as uncharacterized. The annotation marks the transcript as partial. The transcript has a single exon. The record is from RefSeq and is a predicted model, not a curated record. NCBI's taxonomy places the organism in Eukaryota, Fungi, Ascomycota, Sordariomycetes, Hypocreales, Hypocreaceae.
UCAACUACAACUUCAGUGCCAGCUCCAGCCUCUCAGCCUAGUGCCGGUCGUGGACGACCCAAAGGUUGGAAACCCGGCAUGUCUUACGCUUCACUACGAGGCCCUGUUCCAGAAAAGCCUGCCAAAGAGAGAACAGGGAGACCUGGUCGGCCAUCUAAACCAAAGCCUAUCCCAGUGGGUAUUCCAAAGCGCCGCGGAAGACCGCCCAAGGCUCCAUCCCCUCUACCCUGGCAAGUCUACCGGUCCCUGCCAACCCCGUUUACUGCAUUUUUAUGUGAAUGGAGCGGUUGCAAGGCCGAGCUUCACAACCUGGAUACGCUACGACGCCAUGUCUCCGUAGUUCAUUGCCGGAAAGCGCCGCUCGUGUGCCAUUGGGGGAAAUGUGCACAAAGCACUUCACCUAAUCAGUUCCCCGAUGCGACGUCUCUUCGCGCACAUGUGGAGAAGAAGCAUCUCAUACCGUUCAGCUGGCAUACAGGUGAUGGACCGCAGAAUUACGGUGCCCCUAAUCAACGACCGAAAGAUGAAGAGAUUCCAGAUUAUCUCAAAGACGCUCAAGGCAAUCAAGUAACACCGUCUAUACGCGAUCAAGAAGUGGAGGACUUCGCCACCUGGAAGCACAAUCGCGAGAAGUUAAAAGAUCUGCUGAUCCGAUUGAAUGAGAAUCUGCCAAGCGAGGAAUCAGAUUCUCCUGUUUAUGAAGAUUGA